GUCUUCCAGGGCAGAGUCGUGACCAGCCUCAGGUCGGGGGCAACAAGAGGGAGCUGAACAAUUUUUUAAAAGGGUAAUAAUAAAAUAAACAAAACACAAACAAAUGUUCUGGGGCGGUUUCAACCAGGUCAGUUUCAACCAGGUCAGUUUCAACCAGGUCAAUUUCAAAACUGGGAGUCAGAAGUAGGAGGCGCAAGUAGCACGCGUCCCUGGCAACCAGGAGCAGCUGUUGCUAAGGGGCGUGCCUUUUGCCCACAUUCAAGAUGGAGUGGCGACAGCGUCAUAACAGGAACAGCUUUCCCCAACGAGCCUGUAGGCUAGCCUGGCAGAGGUCAUCCUUGGGGCCCAGGCCCCAGAGCCCCCACCUCGCUGGAGAGGAUUUAAAUAAAAGGCAGUAUCUCCGUUAAUAUCCAAGCUAUUUGAAGCCUCCUUUAGACCUAAAGCAUGGGCGACGAUGAUGCUGCCAGCAGCCAACAUGGCUGGAGCACCGUUUCCUGCACCGCCCCGUGCCAAGAUGGUGGUACUUCCGGUUCUGGGCGGCCCGCAGGGAAGAUGGCGGAGAAGCGGCGGCCCACGGCGCCGGUGGCUGGGACUUCGGAGGCUCGGCGGGCGAGCCCGGCACGGGGCCUGGCUACCGAAAGCGAGGAGGAGUUCCUGCGGCAGGCCGGGGUGACGGCUAUGCUUCGCGCGGCGCUGCUCAAGGUGCUGGAAGCGCGACCCGAUGAGCCGCUCCCCUUCCUGGCGCACUACUUCGACAACCUGGGCCUGCGCUCGCCCGCCAACGGCGGCGCCGGGGAGCCUCCGGGCCUGCUUCUCCUGCAGCAGCAGCGCAUCGGCCGCGCCUUGUGGCACCUACGCCUGGCUCACCACUCCCAGAGGACGGCCUUCAACAACAACGUCAGCGUGGCCUACGAGUGCCUGAGUGCCAGCGGCCGGAAGAAGAGGCCGGGCCUGGAUGGGCGCACCUACAGUGAGCUGCUGAAGCGCAUCUGCAGAGACGGGGAGGCCCCUGAGGAGAUCGUGUCCCCCCUCCUGCGAAAGAUCCAGUGCCGGGACCACGAGGCCGUCCCCUUUGACAUCUUCCGCUACGGCAUGCUCACCUGCUUUGUGCUUCUGGAGUUCGUGUCUCGGGCAGAUGCGCUCUACGAGGUCCUGGAUGACUCGGGACAGGCUGACCGCCGAGUGUGCCAGGCGGUGCUAGACACCCUGGAGGGGGCCCUGUUGGCAGGGGACUUUGAAGCUCCCAGCCGCUACCUGGAGGCCGGCUCUCAGCUGGGCCCCGACUGCCUCGCCCUGGCCAUGGACCGGGCCCUGCUGGCCCGCAAGCCCAACUCGUCCAUGCUGAGGGACGAGUUCCUAGAGAAAGCUGCUACCCUGUUUAUUGCCAAGGUUAGGCCCGUGGGCUAACCCAAAGCUGCCAAGCCUUUCAGGGAUCAACCUGGCCCAAGAUACGGGUUGGGACAGUGGGCACCAAUGGGCAAGGCUACCCCAUCCUUCCUUUUGGCCCCUGCCUCUACUCUGUCCUCAGAUACCUCAUUCCUUUCCCUGACCCCUUGCUGGGAAAGGCCCUCUGGCUGGCUUGGGAAUUCCUAGGAGGAAGGGACAGGGCCUGGGCUGCUGGCAGCUCAGAUUGCUCAGGUUCUCCCAAAAGAAAGUGCCAUGGCAUACUGGGAAUGCCAGGAAACCUGACAGACUCAAGAUCAACUCUUUCUCAGCCUCACUUCUCCUUGGGGACUGCCUUGGGGAGAUAGCACCCUCUCUCUAGUUUUCCAUCCCAGCCCCUGAAAAGCCUCCCCCCAGGUGAGAAGCAGAGUCCAGGUAGUUUGCCAUAAGGAAAAGGGGUCAGGUCCUGAGGUUACUUUCUGGGUUGAAAUUGGGAAAUAGAACUCCCCAAUCUGCCCAUCACUCCAUACAGCUUAGCAUUGAGGCCUGAUUUUCCCCAGCUUCCACCUGUGGCUUUCCCCUGCCUCCUCUCUGCUCCUUGGGCUGGGGCUCCCAUUUGUUCCACGCUUCCAUCUUCACUCAAAGUAAUAAAUUCUUUGUAACCUCUGUC
This is a messenger RNA of Sarcophilus harrisii (Tasmanian devil), 2053 nucleotides long. RefSeq names its product tubulin polyglutamylase complex subunit 1 (gene TPGS1). The transcript is spliced from 2 exons. Lineage: Eukaryota; Metazoa; Chordata; Mammalia; Dasyuromorphia; Dasyuridae. Gene Ontology annotation, molecular function: microtubule binding. Bases 445 to 1407 code for a protein of 320 amino acids. The record is from RefSeq and is a predicted model, not a curated record. Gene Ontology annotation, biological process: protein polyglutamylation.